Messenger RNA from Choloepus didactylus (southern two-toed sloth), 1678 nucleotides. RefSeq names its product carboxypeptidase N subunit 1 (gene CPN1). The transcript is spliced from 9 exons. The coding region runs from base 175 to 1554 and encodes 459 amino acids. NCBI's taxonomy places the organism in Eukaryota, Metazoa, Chordata, Mammalia, Pilosa, Megalonychidae. The record is from RefSeq and is a predicted model, not a curated record. Gene Ontology annotation, biological process: proteolysis. Gene Ontology annotation, molecular function: metallocarboxypeptidase activity; zinc ion binding.
UUGAACCCAGCAGUUCUGAACUCCUUCCCAGGUGCUCUCACACUGAUGUUUACCGGUGGGAAACUAGAAAAAAAAACUGGUUCUUGGGCCCUUGGAUUUGACUGAAGAGGCCAGGUUGCUUGGAAAGGGGGUUGGGGGUACUUUCAGUGGCUUUCUUUGAAAAAGGCCAGCAAGAUGUCAGAUCUCCUCUCAGUUUUCCUCCAUGUCCUCCUUCUCUUCAAGUUGGUUGCCCCAGUGACCUUUCGUCACCACCGCUAUGAUGACCUCGUGCGGACACUGUACAAGGUGCACAACGAAUGCCCCCAAGUCACGCGUGUCUACAGCAUCGGGCGCAGCGUGAAAGGGAGGCACCUCUACGUGCUGGAAAUCAGCGACUACCCUGGAACCCACGAGCCCUUGGAACCCGAAGUCAAGUACGUUGGGAACAUGCAUGGCGAUGAGGUGCUGGGGCGCGAGUUGCUGCUGCAGCUGUCAGAGUUCCUGUGCGAGGAGUUCCGGAACGGGAACCGGCGCGUCGCCCAGCUCAUCCACGACACGCGCAUCCACAUCUUGCCGUCCAUGAACCCCGACGGCUACGAGGCGGCGGCCGCCCAGGGCCCGGAUUAUUCUGGGUAUCUGGUUGGCAGGAACAAUGCAAAUGGUGUGGACCUGAACCGCAACUUCCCUGAUCUUAACACCUACGCCUACUACAAUGAGAAGUAUGGCGGCCCCAAUCACCACUUGCCCCUUCCAGACAACUGGAAAAGUCAGGUGGAACCAGAGACCCAGGCCGUGAUCCAGUGGCUGCGUUCCUUCAAUUUUGUCCUUUCUGCCAAUCUCCACGGAGGGGCGGUGGUGGCCAAUUACCCCUAUGACAAGACUUUUGAGAAUCGGGGCCACUACACAGUCAAAACUCCUACGCCUGAUGAUGAGCUUUUCCAGAAGCUGGCCAAGGUCUACUCCUAUGCACAUGGAUGGAUGCACCAAGGCUGGAACUGUGGUGAUUACUUCCCGGAUGGCAUCACCAAUGGUGCAUCCUGGUAUUCACUCAGCAAGGGGAUGCAAGACUUUAAUUAUCUCCAUACUAAUUGCUUUGAGAUCACGCUUGAAUUGAGUUGCAACAAGUUUCCCUGGCAAGAAGAACUGUAUCGUGAGUGGCUGGGUAAUCGGGAAGCCCUAAUCCAGUUCUUGGAACAGGCUCACCAUGGCAUCAGGGGAAUGGUGUUUGAUGAGAACCAUAAUCAUCUGGCAGGGGCCGUCAUUUCUGUCCGUGGGAUUAACCAUGAUGUCACUUCAGGAGAUGAUGGUGAUUUCUUCCGGCUGCUGCUUCCAGGUACCUAUACGGUCACUGCCACAGCACCCGGGUUCAACCCAGAGACAGUGAAUGUGACCGUGGGUCCCGCAGAACCAAAACUGGUUGAUUUCCAUCUCAAGAGAAGCAUCUCUCAAGCAGUCCCUAUCAGGAAAGUUCCCAACAAGAGGCCUGGAGGCAGAGCCUUAUCAAAGAAAGUACAGCCCCGUGCAGCUAGGAAAAAAGAAAGAGAGAUGAAGCAGCCCCAGAGAACCUCUGCCUGAAACCUGCCAUGCCCAAGGCAUCACUUCAGAAAGGCUUUAGUUCCUGCUCUCAGAUCAGAUGAAGCAUUCUUUCUAUUUUAUUGUCUGGGACAUAUUUAAAUAUAAACAUAUUCAGAGCAAUCCA